Pelobates cultripes (western spadefoot toad) is the source of this 653-nucleotide messenger RNA. Lineage: Eukaryota; Metazoa; Chordata; Amphibia; Anura; Pelobatidae. The record is from the annotation of a GenBank genome assembly.
AUGAUAGGCGAGUAUGAAGGAGAACCUAUAAACAAAAUGAUAGGCGAGUAUGAAGGAGAACCUAUAAACAAAAUGAUAGGCGAGUAUGAAGGAGAACCUAUAAACAAAAUGAUAGGCGAGUAUGAAGGAGAACCUAUAAACAAAAUGAUAGGCGAGUAUGAAGGAGAACCUAUAAACAAAAUGAUAGGCGAGUAUGAAGGAGAACCUAUAAAUGAAGUUAUAGGCGAGUAUGAAGGAGAACCUAUAAAAAAAAUGAUAGGCGAGUAUGAAGGAGAACCUAUAAACAAAAUGAUAGGCGAGUAUGAAGGAGAACCUAUAAACAAAAUGAUAAGCGAGUAUGAAGGAGAACCUAUAAACAAAAUGAUAGCGAGUAUGAAGGAGAACCUAUAAACAAAAUGAUAGGCGAGUAUGAAGGAGAACCUAUAAACAAAAUGAUAGGCGAGUAUGAAGGAGAACCUAUAAACAAAAUGAUAGGCGAGUAUGAAGGAGAACCUAUAAAUGAAGUUAUAGGCGAGUAUGAAGGAGAACCUAUAAACAAAAUGAUAGGUGAGUAUGAAGGAGAACCUAUAAAUGAAGUUCUAGGCGAGUAUGAAGGAGAACCUAUAAAUGAAGUUAUAGGUGAGUAUGAAGGAGAAGAGAAGGAAAAACUAUAA